AUGUCCGAUACAGACGGUAUGACCGUCCCCGAGUUCUGGGCGUGCAUCGACGCCGCCUGGUCUCCCAUCCCCGGAGCCGCCAGCGCCCGCGCUGCUUUCCUUCACGCCGACCGCUCUAUUCGUAACGACGCCCUGAAGACUCUCGAUCGCCUCUUCGGCCAAGCCUUCCAGAACCUCAUCCGCGACCUGUGCAAACGUAGCGAGAGGCAACUCUUCUUCUUUUGGAACAUUCACUGGCUCGGAGCUCUCCAGGAUAUCUCUCUGAACUGCUGCAUCUAUGACAACGAGGCCGGUGAAGUGACCGACGACAUGCGCCUGCGCAGCUUUGUUGUCUUGGUCGGAGAGGCAGCUGCCAUCGCUUUCGGGCUCCGCCGCCAAGACUACAUCAACUACAAGCCCAAGUCCAUGCACAUGGAAGGCCUCUUGUGCAUCGAUGAAGUGGUGCAGCAGGCUCAGCUUGAACUUGAAGCCAGCAAGGACACCUGA
Trichosporon asahii var. asahii CBS 2479 is the source of this 486-nucleotide messenger RNA. RefSeq lists its product as uncharacterized. Lineage: Eukaryota; Fungi; Basidiomycota; Tremellomycetes; Trichosporonales; Trichosporonaceae. The record is from RefSeq and is a predicted model, not a curated record. The transcript has a single exon. The coding region runs from base 1 to 486 and encodes 161 amino acids.